CCAUUCAGUACAUCAAUACCUGAAAAAUAUCACAGAUUACUUUAUGAGCAAUGUAUAAAAUACACAAAAUUUGAGACUGUAUGAAGAUAUUUAAAUUUACUACCAUACGUUAAAAGCACGUGGACAUUUCUACAGGUAUAUAAUUGGCUUACGAUAUGUUCACGAAUGAGGAAAUAAGACAAAAUUUAAGUAAGCAGGUUUGCGAGUUGGAAGUACUAGAGUCUGUUUAUCCUAAAGAAUUAACUAUCGCUGACCAUGGAACACUAGCCGAUAUCAAUGAUUUUAUUCAGAAUCCUAAGCAAGAUCUUCCUCAGAGAUUGGAGUAUUCCAUUGAGCUUCCAAUUAAUGGAGGAACGAUUGAACUGCUGGUUAGCUUGUCAGCUAGCUAUCCUAAAGAGAAGCCAGAGGUUUAUGCGAGAAGUUCAUUGUUGCAUCGAACUCAGCAGCUGUGUUUGAACCAAACUCUGGGUGAUGUUCUCGAACGCCAAGAGGACAACGAGCCAUGUAUCUACGCGUUAAUAUCGUGGCUGCAGGAUCAUGCCGACGAUUACGUUGCUGUAUCGGAUGGAAAUCAGGGAAAGGAUGAUAAGAGCGAAGACAGAGGCCACAAGCAGACCGGACCUGUGACUUUUGCUAGAUAUUGGAUAUAUAGUCAUCAUAUUUAUAGCAAAUUUAAGAGAAAAGACAUAGCCAGUUUGGCGAAAGAAAAUUCUAUCACUGGCUUCUGCUUGGCAGGGAAACCAGGUGUCAUUUGCCUGGAAGGAAUUUUGGAGGACUGUGACUACUGCUGGCAGAAAAUCAAAUCUAUGAAUUGGCACAGAAUACUAAUAAGAUUAUUAGAGAAGGAAGAAAAUUGUAAGGAUGAUGUGCAGAAAUUUCAAGACUUUCAAGAAAUAUCUUUUGCUACUUCUGAACGCCACAAUGAUAUGGGCCAACUGUUGAAAUAUUUAACGGAGCAUAAGUCACAGCAUGUUUUCAAGGAACUGUUUGGUAUCGACGGCAAAACCAGCGAACUCCCAGAGUAAUAAUACGCAAUGAAAUUAUUACAAUCAUUAUGUAAAUAAUGUUAUUAAAAAUUUACAAUCAUUUUGACACUAUCCGUAAUGAGU
This is a messenger RNA of Hylaeus volcanicus, 1109 nucleotides long. RefSeq names its product RWD domain-containing protein 2A. NCBI's taxonomy places the organism in Eukaryota, Metazoa, Arthropoda, Insecta, Hymenoptera, Colletidae. The transcript has 4 exons. The record is from RefSeq and is a predicted model, not a curated record. Gene Ontology annotation, molecular function: protein binding. The coding region runs from base 156 to 1025 and encodes 289 amino acids.